CAGAUUUGGUUGAAAUGCAGUGCUAAUGUAUUUGGAAGCUAACAGUGGAGGUUACGAGCAGGUGCCGCCGUGACGUCACAUCCGCCCCCAGCUUCCUUAUAAAUUAGCGCGGUGGCUGUCAGUGAAGGUGUCAGCCGAGACAAAAGGAGGACAGAAGGAGGCUGCCGCCGGCUCCAUCCUCACUCUGGCACUUUUUUAUUUAGUCCGGAAUGCGUCCAUAAAUCCCUCGACGUUGAUAUUUUGAAAAGUGCGGAUUAACACCGUGAAAGAAGCUUCUUUUUCUGGAGGGAUUUUACUGACUGUUCUUCUCGUGGGGAAAAAAAAUGAUUGCAUUGCUGACUGUGACGCUCCUGAUGAAAUGCGUUCUGUCAUUGCCGGUGACUCCAAGUGUGCUGGAGAAUGACGACGACGCCAAGGUGAUGAAAUGUGUCGUGGAAGCGCUUGCUGAUGUGCUGGCCAGGCCACGCCCCCUACCUGUCAGCCACCAAUGUCUGCAUACGCUGAGGACAGACCAGCGCUUGCUUUCACUUCUUCGCCAUUUCGACUUCCUCAAGGAGCUGCAGGACAUCGCCACCCAUGGAGGGAAAGAGAGAGCCCGGCCACAUGGGGGCGCCAUGGUACCUCAUCAUGUGACGCAAGCGCCUCUGAGCGUAGAAGGGGACGUCCCAGAUCGAUCCAUGUUGGUCGCUUUGGGAGGUCCUGGCGAGCGAUCCAUCCUGUCCCAGAAGAGCAGGACUGCCAGUGAAGAGGAGGAGGAGGAGGAAGAGGAGGCAAGAAUGGAGAAUAAAGCAUCAGGACCAGAAGAAACAGCAGCUAAAGACUUUCACGCUGACGGGGAAGAGGAGGACAAGAGAGAUACCGUCUCACAGCACUCCAAGGAGGACGAGAGUGAUGAGGAGGAGGAGGAGGAGGAGAACGGGAUGAAGAGGAGCACAAAGCAGCAUCACUUCAAGGAGGAGGAGAUGAAGACCAAGAGGAACAGGACUCCAGAGGAGAAGGAGCUGCAGAUGAUUGCUGGAAAGGGACCAGAGGAGGAGGGCAGCGCCGGACGGAAGACAGAGGACGCUGACGUCGGAAGCCUCUCCGCCAUCGAAUCAGAGCUGGAGGACGUGGCUCAGAAGCUCCACGAACUCCGACGAGGCUGAGACGCCGUCCACGUGAGCACACAUCGCCAACUCCGGUCUCACGCUGUUCAACUUCAUUUCCUCUGUCACUCAUCCUUGUGUGUUAGAAGUGAUGUAUGACGGACGUACGGAGGACAUUUUUUUUACCCAUUUUAAAGGCACUGACUGAAAAACUGUUUGAUAAUCAAUCCAGCGGCUGUGAACGCCAAUCACUUCUUGCGUCCAAGUGAUUAAAUUGCAAUAAAAUAAACUUGCUUUCAACAUGUGGACGCUGUCUGCUUGAAUGGAGGUUAUUUCCAGUUUCAAA
Doryrhamphus excisus (bluestripe pipefish) is the source of this 1431-nucleotide messenger RNA. RefSeq lists its product as uncharacterized. Lineage: Eukaryota; Metazoa; Chordata; Actinopteri; Syngnathiformes; Syngnathidae. Gene Ontology annotation, cellular component: chromaffin granule. The record is from RefSeq and is a predicted model, not a curated record. Gene Ontology annotation, biological process: negative regulation of catecholamine secretion; negative regulation of insulin secretion; defense response to bacterium.